Molecule: messenger RNA, 1643 nt
Organism: Acomys russatus (golden spiny mouse)
Lineage: Eukaryota; Metazoa; Chordata; Mammalia; Rodentia; Muridae
Gene: Ipcef1
Product: interaction protein for cytohesin exchange factors 1
Exons: 13
Coding region: 333-1634 (433 amino acids)
Source: RefSeq, a predicted model, not a curated record
GGUACUUGGUUUUACUUUGUGAACACUGACAAACAUUCUAAAGUAAUGUGCAGAUCGGUUGUCUAGAGAGCUGCAGCAGUCCCCCCCGUGGCUGUUCUGAGCUGAGAAGACAGCACAGGGAGAUAUUGUGGAGUUAGCCUAGCUGAGCCAGGUGACACUCAGCUGCUGUGGACUCCCUGAGAAACUGGAAGACAGGGUAAAUCACCAUUCCAGAGAAUACUGGCUUGCACUGGUGUCAGGAUAAAACUAACCCACAUGAAUCAUCAUCAUCAGACCUGGACCGAGAAGCUUCAUAACGUUUUGCCUUUGUUUCCGGCAGUCUGACAUCAAUUAUGGCUACCGAAGGCAAUCAGGUUCCCUUGCGUCAGAAGCCAAGGAAGAAAGCUCAAGGUUUUUUCACCAUGAGUCGGAGGAGGAUAUCCUGUAAAGAUCUGGGCCACGCUGACUGCCAGGGUUGGCUGUACAAGAAAAAGGAAAAGGGAACUUUCCUAAGCAACAAAUGGAAAAAGUUCUGGGUGGUGCUGAAGGGGUCGUCGCUAUACUGGUAUAGCAAUCAAAUGGCAGAGAAAGCCGAUGGAUUUGUCAACCUGCCAGAUUUCACAGUGGAAAGAGCCUGUGAAUGCAAGAAAAAACAUGCAUUUAAAAUCAAUCACCCACAGAUCAAAGCCUUCUACUUUGCAGCAGAGAAUUCACAGGAAAUGAGCAUGUGGUUAAACAAACUCGGAUUUGCUGUAGUCCACCAGGAAUCCACGGCGAAGAAUGAAGAAUGCUACAGUGAGAGUGAGCAGGAGGAUCCUGAAAUAGCUGUGGAGACACCGCCCCCGCCGUACUCUUCCGCAACUUCCUCUCCUGUGGUACGUGUAGAUGCUUCACGACGGGCAUCCUCUUCUUCACCUAAACGGAGGGAAACAGCAUGUUCUUUCUCCUCUCUGGAAAACACAGUAAGGGCACCCAGCCGCUUUUCUUCCUCUGGAUCUAAAGAAAGACAGUCCUGGCUCGACAUAGUUAACAGCUCUCCUGCUGCUGAAAAUGUGGGGCACCCCCUGACAUUUGCUGUACAGGUCCACACACCUGCACCCUCAGAAGGAAGCAAUUGCCAGGCCCUGGAAAACAGCUCUGUCACAUCAGAAAGCGGUUUUUUGAACUCUUUAUCUAGCGACGACACUUCUUCGUUGAGUAACAAUCAGGACCAUCUAACAGUCCCGGAUGGAUCUGCUGGACCAAGGAUGACAGACAGAGAAGAAAUAAAAGCAUCUGAAGAUGACGAGAUGGAGAAACUCUACAAAUCGUUGGAACAAGCUAGUCUGUCUCCCCUCGGGGACCGGCGACCUUCAACCAAGAAGGAGCUGAGGAAGUCUUUUGUGAAGCGAUGCAAAAACCCAUCCAUAAACGAGAAGCUUCACAAGAUCAGAACCUUGAACAGUACGCUAAAGUGCAAAGAACACGACCUGGCCAUGAUCAACCAGCUGCUGGAUGACCCAAAGCUGACAGCCAGGAAGUACAGAGAGUGGAAGGUCAUGAACACCCUGCUGGUCCAGGACAUCCAUCAGCAACAGGCACCUCAGGACCUUGAAUCCAAUCCUCAGGAACUCACAAACCCCACCUCUUCUGACUGUGUGGAAAAUUCUCUUUGAGACAAUGCC